GACCUGGAAGUGUUGUGGUGCCAAAUGUUUUGGCUUCCCGAGCGCGAGAAGAACAAAUGAGACAGUUGGGACAGUGAGGUCCUGCGCUCCUCGCGAGCUGUGGUGCGACAGCAUGUCUCUUUCUCCUUGCAGCCCCCUUGCCGAUGGAGCACAUAGAGAAGCUGGCUGAGGAAUGCAUGAAAGAUAUAGACGACGGGGACAGCGAUGGGGAUCUGGAAGACGACGAGGACCUGCUGGCGGAGCUGCAGGAAGUGGUGGGUGAGGAGGAGGCCGAGGAGGAUGAAGAGUCCGUUGAACCCCCUGUGACUGUGAAAACGCCCCCCAGUGCUGAAACUCAGUCAAAAGAGCAGGUAGCUAAAGUGCCUGCAGUGCCUGGUAGUGUAGAGCACACCUUAGAAGAAAGAAUAGAAAUGUACCAGGCUGCGAUUAGCAAUGCCAAGUCCGCGGGUGACUCCUCCAAAGCUCGGAGAUACGAAAGGGGCCUGAAGACCCUGCAGACAAUGCUAGCAUCUGUGCGGAAAGGAAACCAGAUAAAUGAAGCAGAAAUACCGCCACCGGUAGCCAGCGGGAAACCGUCAGCCCGCGGCAUAGCGGCGCCGGCAGCAGUGCCAGAGCUCGUGUCCGAUGCCGUUCCCGAGCACGCCGAGGCGCCCGCCGAGCAUCCUGGGACAGCACCCGAGACCACACCCUCGGCCGCCCCGGAGGAAGGGGAGGAGAGGGGCCGAGAUGCAGCUGCCGGGCCGGACCAGGAGUCCACCAAGGCGCUGCUGCAGGGGAGGCAGAGGGAGUAUAAAAUCGCAGCGGUUAAGGCAAAGCAAGAGGGAGACCUGGACCGAGCCAGGCAGUACAUGAGGACGCUCAAGAAGUUUGACGUGGUGCUGGAAGCUCUGGAGAGCGGUCAGCCCGUGGAUCUGAGCCAGAUGCCCCCCCCGCCUGGAGCUGCAGAAGUGAAAUUGAAAGAGCCUUCCCCUUCGCAGAAGACGGGUGGCGCUGUUGAGGAGAAUCGCUCUUUGCAGGCAGCAGACAGCACAUCAGUACCACCAGCUGCACCUCCCCAGCCCAGAAGCGUGCUGGAGGCUUUGGAACAGAGGAUGGCCAAGUAUAAGGAGGCGUGCGCUCAGGCCAAGCAGAGCGGAGACGACCGCAAAGCCAGGAUGCAUGACCGCAUCGCCAAGCAAUACCAGAGCGCCAUCCGAGCGCACAAAGCAGGGAGGCCAGUCAGCCUUGAGGAGUUGCCAGUCCCACCAGGUUUCCCCCCGAUCCCGGGGCUGGAGGGGGCCGGAGCGGACAAGGGCAUCGCGGCCGCGCUGGAGGCAGCCUCCAGGCUGACUGCCGACGAGAACCAGGAGGGGGAGGACGAUGACGGCGCAGAGGAUGAAGAGCAUGAGGUCAAGCAGUCUUCCUCCGUCCCUCAGAAGCCCAAAAAGCCGAUGCUGGCAGUGCCGCCCACAAUGCAGGGUCCCAAGACUCCGUCCCCUUUGCCAGAGAAACGUGUCUCGACAGCGGGGCUCAGUCACGCAGCUCAGCAGCAGCUGGACUUCCUGGAGAGCCGCAGGAAGCAGUACAUGAAGGCCGCUCUUCAGGCCAAGCAGAAGAACGACCUGGAGCAGGCCAGGCACUUCCUGAGAACCGCCAAGGUCUUCGAGCCCAUGAUCGAGGCAGCCAGGAGCGGGAAAUCGGUCGACAUAACCAAGGUGCCAUCUCCCCCCGGUGACGAAGACGAGGACUUCAUCUUAGUCCAUCACAGUGACGUCCAGCUCUCGGAGAGAGCUGAGGAGGUUUACAGUCAGCUCGCCAAGAUUCUGAAGGAACAGUACGAGAAAUGCAUUGCUUAUUCGAAGCAGUUUACUCAUCUUGGGAAUAUAACAGAAACUACAAAGUUUGAAAAGAUGGCAGAAAGCUGUAAGAAGAGCCUGGAAAUCCUAAAACUGUCCCAGAGCCAAGGUCUGGAUCCUCCCAAACACCAUUUUGAGGAGAGGACAUACAAAACCAUGCGGAUUUUCCCAGAGCUCAGCAGCACGGAGAUGGUAGUAAUCAUUGCUAAAGGAAUCAAUCUGCCUGCGCCUCAAGGUGUAGUGCCAAAUGAUCUAGAUGCAUACGUGAAAUUUGAAUUCCCCUAUCCCAGUGUGGAACAAGCACAGAAGCAUAAAACAGCAGUGAUCAAGAAUACUAACUGUCCGGAGUACAACCAGAGUUUCAAGCUCAGCAUUAACAGGAACCACAGGGGCUUCAGGAGAGCCAUUCAGUCCAAAGGCCUGAAGCUGGAGGUGUUCCACAAAGGUGGCUUCCUGAGAAGCGAUAAGCCGGUGGGCACGGCGCACCUGAAGCUGGAGAAGCUGGAAAAGGAGAGUGAAGUGCGAGAAAUUAUCGAGGUAAGGGCUCAGGCGGUCCACACCACCUGGGGCCAAGCGCCCAGGAACCCCACACUGCCUACAGAAAAGGCCGGCGUUAAAAGCAAAGGUGCUUGUUAACGCCGUCUGUGACUUCUAGAUAUUGACACUACCUUACAAGAACAUGAAAGUAUACAGCACAUGGCCUACUACCGCCAUUUAAACCUGUGAUUUUUUUUUUUUAACGGUUUUUAUGUUGUUGUUUUUUAAACUUGUACAUCUUGCGAUUGAUGGUCUGUGCCAAAGAGAAGUCAGUUUUCAGAAACAAUACUGGGCUGGGAGAAACACC
This is a messenger RNA of Lepisosteus oculatus (spotted gar), 2679 nucleotides long. Lineage: Eukaryota; Metazoa; Chordata; Actinopteri; Semionotiformes; Lepisosteidae. The record is from RefSeq and is a predicted model, not a curated record.